UGGCAGGAUUGGCUACGCGUAAGAGUGACCUUUUUCUGAGUGACCUUCGGCGCGGGCACACGGGGGUGCCACCUGCACUGCCUGGCGCGCUAGGAUUGCUUGCAUUUGUCCUUCCCCCGCGGCCCCCUACGGCCGUGCAUCGAAGGCCACUUGCUUAGGGUCCCUGUUGCAUGCAGCCGAUGUGGCGGAGGAAGGAGGAGGCCCUUCUGCUGCAGUCUUGCUCUGCCACUUUUUUCGGGACCCACUGCUUUUGCAAAGGCGAUGUCGCAUGCCCUGGGCCUACGGAGCAAGGCUCGCUGACGCAGCGCCCGCAGUGUAACGACUUCCUGUGCGCGCCUCGCCUGGCUGGCCUGUGCGGCGCGGACAGGGCAAAGCUACAUGUCCGCGCCGCGGUGGGCAUAUGCACGGCGCUGUAAGCAACGCUCUGGCACGGCUGAAGGGAGGCACGGAGGCACGGACCUCGGCGUGCGCAACUUUCUCAGCUUCUGCAUGUUGGCAUGCGUAACUUUGUAAGUUCCGCGGCGGUGAGGCUUUAGAACCCAGACUUCCGAAGACGUGAGUCAGUUUGUGAAUGAUCGGAGCCCCUGCCUAUCACCGUCGACAAAUAUGCCCGCGCGCAAUCGUGCAUGUAAUUAGUAAUCAGUUGGCCGAGGAUCGGCCAGCCUGGGGCAUAGACUCGGGCACCUUUUUGCCGCGUGCGCGCUCUGACAGCAAGAUGCGUUGUCACAGUGCAGUGGCCAAUUUCUUCCGAUGAAUACGUUUCGUUCGUCGUGCGCGUGAAGUCACCGGGGGCUGGGGGUGUGAGGAUGCC
This is a messenger RNA of Prorocentrum cordatum, 811 nucleotides long. The record is from the annotation of a GenBank genome assembly. Lineage: Eukaryota; Dinophyceae; Prorocentrales; Prorocentraceae.